AGUACCCUUGGCAAUCUACUUCUAUCAGUGCAUGGUGCGGAACCUGGCCGCGAUCCAGCGACCGGACGAAAGAUCGACGAUCGAUGCAACGAGCACGACAUGCGCUUUGUGUACUAUAUUAUGCUGAACGACUGGAGACGCGUCGAGUGGGAAGUGUCCGCGGUUUCGCAGUACAUACCACAUUCUGGAUUGCUGGUUGCGAAUGGCGUCUUCUUUCGCCGUCUCGCGCGGAAAAAAACGGAUCUCUUUGAGUUGUCACCGGGUGGAGAAGACGUCCAGGUUAAGCCUCGAUGCGAUAACGGGGGAAAUGAUGAACACGACAACGACUGAAGUGACGUCGGGAGCAGAUCCGGAAGAAGAGGUGGGCAAGCCGGCGCUGAAACCUACGUGGCACGUGGACCGGCUUGCCGAUUUGAUGGUGAAGGACGUCAAGAAUGAGAAGUGCUUCCGGUUGGAUCAGCUGAUCAACGAACGCAACGAAGGAGCUGAAGGACGAGUGCGAGGACGCACAGGGAAUCCUCGCCAACUUCAAGCGCUUGCCAGAGUUCAACCAGGAAAAGCUGCCGUUUGCCGCCGCCCAGAUUGGCAACUCGUUUCGUAACGAGAUCUUGCCGCGUUUUGUGUUGAUACGGGUGCGUGAGUUCACGAUGUGCAAGAUUGAGCACUUUUGCUAUCCGCAACUGAAGGACCACCCCAAAUUUUAAAACCUUCGGGACCUGGUCAUGUGCUGUACACGGCCUGUAACCAGAUGGACGGCAAGGUCGCAGCAAAUCAUGAUCGGGGACAACGUGGAUCAGAUGUAACAUCCCGUGCCGAAGACGAGCGAAGUUGAAAAGCAAGCAAAGCCGCCAUUGACAAGGCAUUCGAGAAUGAAGCCAAUGACGUCACCGAACUUCCAGCCAAACUGAGCCUGAGUGAGGUGAAAACCAUCGGCGGGGGAGUACACUUAAAAACUGAACCACAAUAACCCUGAAAACCCUGAAAAGCUCACCGUCAAAUUCAGCUCCAAGACCGUGCACGAGGAGAUCACUCCGUCCGUUAUCGAACCUUGGUUCGGUGUUGGCCGCAUCCUAUACUCGUUCCUUGAGCACAGCUUCCGAAGCCGCGAAGGCGACGAACAGCGCAGCUACUUCUCGUUGACCCCGGUCAUGGCC
Molecule: messenger RNA, 1154 nt
Organism: Culex quinquefasciatus (southern house mosquito)
Lineage: Eukaryota; Metazoa; Arthropoda; Insecta; Diptera; Culicidae
Exons: 2
Coding region: 203-601 (132 amino acids)
Source: RefSeq, a predicted model, not a curated record